AUGUCAGUAGAAAUUAAUGAUAAGAAGUUAGCAAUAAAUAAACCUGAUACAGGGUUUAUUGGACCCUUAACACAAGCUGAAUAUGAACAACUUUAUCCUCGAACUGACAAGCCUGAUCUAUUGGCUGAGGUAGCUGCUGAAGAAAAUGAAUGGAUAGAAUUUGAACGGCUUGAUGAAAAAGAAGCUGUUCAAGCUGGAACUGCAGCUUGGACUCCCUUAACACCACCCUAUAUCGAUUCACAUUUCUCCAUAUGGUCUCUGUCGGAAUCUAUAAGUGCUAGUCAGCUUUAUCUGGGUGGAAAGCUACCUCCACCUCCAACAGCUAGUUGGGCAAAAGUAUUACGACGAGACUAUACAGCAGAUGAUUACGAAGAAGAAAUUGAUUAUAUGCGUGCUCGAGCUGAAAAUGAAAUCAAAUAUGAAAUCGGUGAACUGGCUCCUGUGCGAUAUGCAAUUCACGUUCAGGUUGCUUCAACGUAUUCCGAAAGUCUGAUGAUUUCUUCUUUGGCUGAAGAUUAUUAUUGUAUAGCAGGUUAUAUUGGUUGGUGUGAUCUGUCCGAUCCAAGUCUUUCCAGUCAUGUUCAACAAAUGAGUCACGAUCCGUUACUUGUUGGUUUACGUUAUGAUGUUAGUGAAAUGGAUGGUGAUUAUCUAUUGGAGUCAAUGAUCGAUAGUAAUUUCUCAGUAAUUGAACAUCAACAACUUGUAUUCGAUUUAGCUAUUGGACCACAUCAAUUAAGACAUGCAUGUCAUUUAGCUUAUCGUCAUCCUAAAUUAAAAUUAGUACUUAAUCAUUGUGGUUUACCUGUAGAGUUUACUGCAAGCAGAUCAGACAAUUUAGCUUGGAAAAACUGGCGCUCAGACUUGGAACUACUCAGUCGAUAUCCAAAUGUUUAUUGCAAAGUUACUGGUGCUACUGGUUGUAUACAAAAGUCUUCAGAAUCAUCUAACGAUACAUCCGAUGUUUACAGUAUUGAUCAAUGGUGUGCCAGUUCAGCUUUAUCUCAUGCAAUCAGUUGUUUUGGACCAGGCCGUUGUUUAUUUGGCUCCGGUUGGCCAAUAUGUCGAUUAUUCCAACCAAAUCAAACAGGUUGGCCUGAACAAGCCACAGCUAGUGAUUUACAAACAUUUGAUAUACCUGGUGAAAUAGCCGCUAAACGUGCAAGACGAUCAGUUCCAUUGAAAGUUCUUAAUCUAUGGGAAACUGCUAGAUUGGUGGAACAUGCUAUGGGUGAUGCUGGUUAUGGAUCAGUUGAAGAUAAAGAGAAAAUAUUUUCGACAAAUGCACAACAUGUAUAUAGUUUAUCUAUUCGACCAUAUGGUUCAUGUCCAAAACUUAAACCUUCUGAAUAGUAUUGAACAAUCAAUUGUAUCAUAUUAUAAAUUAUGUACAAAGUAUUUAAUGUAUUAUUAUCUAUACGCAUUAUCGAUGAAUUGGUUUUCAUACAAUGCAAAAAAUUUUAGUAAUGGGUUUUCCCCCGUUCUAUCUGUAUUGAAGCCUUUUUGCUGUUAUAUAAUUCAGAUAAUUAUACAUUUGCCGGGAUUGCUUCAUUGUAAAUAAUGCUUAUAAAUUGAACAACUUAACUGAGAUUUUUUAAAACUAGAACCUGGUAGAAACUAAAAUAUCUAACCAGUUUUCGUUAUUAUCGCUGUUUUUUACAUUCUCAGAGAAGGUGAAUAUCAUUAGAUGGAUGAUUAGUGAGAAUAAUAUGACGUUUAGUCAUAGCUAUAUUCAGUAUUAUAAAUACUGAAAUCUUUUGAUGUUUUUCUCCAGUAAUGGUUUGUUCACCUUCAUACCUAGCCUUAAUUAUGUAUUGAAUUAUUCAUCUCAUAGAUAAAUCUUUCCUCUCUGUGUGUUUAUUUCACUGAAUACAUAAUAUUCUCAUUUGUUGUCUGUAAUUGUAUUAUUUCACCUUGUCAUUUUCAUCUCGUCGUGCUAAUGUGAUGUGGUAACUUCGGCUAAUACAUAUUUAUGACAAGUCCUACGUUGAUUAUAACAAAUUUAUGAAGUCAAGAAUUUCACGAUCUGUGUGAUGUUGGAUGAGCUAUAAAUUUAUUAAUACUGGGAAUUUAUGUUAAUUUCUUUACAUGUGAAAAAAGUUUUCGUUUGUACGAAGCUCUGGCUAUCUCAUUUUGGCUUCGUUGUCUAACCUGAACGUCACGACCGUUAGUUGUAUAUGAUACGAUUGGAAAUUCAUUGGAGCAUCAAGUAAUUGCCUUAAUAUAUUUAUCAAUGGAACUUCAAUAUGUCAGCGUUUUGUAAAUGAUUUAUAAGAGAGUAAUUAUAAUUAUUAAUGACACAAGAUCUAGUAUUGAUUGGUAAUGUGUUCGACUUUGGAUCGAAAUAUUGAUACCAUAAAAUAUCUUGUGGGUUCCUGUUUCGAAGUUUGUAUUACAUCAUAUGAUCCAGAAUGACAGUCUAAUGUCAUAGAUUGAUUCUCUUUUGUGUUUUCCUACAUACGGUUAAUCCAACUUGCGUGAUACGUAGGUAUAUUGGUUUGCUGAAUAGAAGUAAUUUCGCGACCCUUGUCUGACAUAUCUUCAUCUGUAACUCGACGCUAACCUUGAAAUUUAUUUUCGGUGCUUUCGACUUCCCCUCGAAGACAUCUAUGAUUGAAUCACACUGACCAUAUUAGUUUGUUUGCUGCCCUAUGUUGGGUACCAGUAGUUUGCUUUUCGGAUGAUAUACUCUUCUACAAAUAACGAUUUAUUGACAUUUCAUUGUUGUUUUUUUACUUCAAAACUGCUUAUGUAACUAAUGCUUCUCGUUGUGGUUUUUCUCACUGAUUAUUAAAUUGCUGUUAUGUAUGACAAAAACGAUAUUUAAAUUAAGAACUUUCGCACCAACUACCUAACUUAAUUAUUUCCAACUUCUUCACGAUCUUAUUCUCUUGUGUAUCGGAAAAAUAUUUUUUCUAUCUGCCUAAGAAAAUUUGCUAAUGUCGGGUG
This is a messenger RNA of Schistosoma intercalatum, 2949 nucleotides long. NCBI's taxonomy places the organism in Eukaryota, Metazoa, Platyhelminthes, Trematoda, Strigeidida, Schistosomatidae. The record is from the annotation of a GenBank genome assembly.